AAUAUAAAUAAAGGGUUGAAAAAGUUGAUGGAGGGAGCUGGAGAGGAUCGGGAUCCGUGAUUUUGAUUCAUCUGUACUUGUAGAGCCUUUUUCUACUGCAAAGGGAUGGAUGACAAGUGCUAACUAAGCACUUUCUUCUUCUUCUUCUUCUUCUUCAUCCCUUCAUCGCCAAACACAAUGAAGGAAUUGGGCGUGGUUGCAAUCCUCUUUUCAAUAGAGUUCUUGGACGUUAUCGUCUACACUGUAAGCAAAGCAGCCAUGAAGAAGGGCAUGAAUGACUUUGUCUUUGUCAUGUACUCCAAUGCCUUCGCAACUUGCCUCCUCCUUCCCAUAACCUUCUUCUUUUACAGGAAAAGACCUCUUCCUCCACUCACAUAUUUCAUAGUUGCCCAAUUGUUUAUUAAUGGCUUUUUAAGUUGCAGUGUUCAGAUGCUCAGGUUUUUUGGAAUAGGUUACAGCUCUCCCACUUUGGCCACUGCUAUGUCUGAUUUAAUCCCUGCUUUUACCUUCAUUCUUGCCAUCGUCUUCAGGAUGGAAAAAUUGGAUUGGAAAACUAACAGUACUCGGGCCAAGUCCAUUGGCACAUUGGUAUCAAUCACUGGAGCCUUGAUAAUUACUCUGUACAAAGGCCAGGCAAUCAUAAACAAUCACCCAUCUAAUAAAUUGUUCCCCAAAAAUCUUAAUUCAUCUGAGCAAUUUGACUGGGUAGUAGGGGCAGUGUUGCUUGCGGGUCAUAGCUUUGUUCUCUCACUGUUGUUUAUAGUUCAGACAUGGAUAAUCAGAAAUUACCCUGCAGAGCUUGUCAUAGUGGUCACUCGCGGUAUAUUAGUUGCUAUGCUAUCUAUCCCACCUUCGCUGAUUUCAGUAACGGAUCCAAAAGAUUUGAGAUUGGGAUUUGAUGUGCAUUUGAUAGCUAUUGCAUUGCAAGCAAUUUUCGGUGUAUCCCUUCGAAGUAUUGUUCAUAUAUGGGUCAUGAGCAAGAAGGGGCCUCUGUAUGUUGCAAUGUUUAAGCCAAUUGGAAUAAUCUUUGCGGUCAUCAUGGGAAUUGCGUUUCUUGGUGACUCUAUCUAUCUUGGAAGUGUUCUUGGAGCAGCCAUAGUGGUUAUUGGAUUUUAUGCUGUUAUUUGGGGGAAAAGCCAAGAGCAAGCAAAGGAAGAGUGUGAAGUCUAUGACUCGGAAUCAUACUCGCCCGUUGUCCCUCUUUUGAAGAAGAAGAAAAUGGAGGAAUAGAAUCAUAGUAAUCAUUUUGUUUCCCUAGCUUCAAGAUAAAUGUCUCAUGUAAUAUUUUGAAAACAGGUUGAAUUAAUAAAAAAAUUUAGUCAUAAUUCUGUUGAUUUGAAACCUUAGUCUAAUUUGAUAAGAUAGUAAAAAAUAAUCAGCUUGAAACAUACAAACCAGUUUAUAGUGUGAUCAAUAAUAAAUAAUCAAGGCAAGGUAUGCUAAGCCUUUUCUGUUUA
This is a messenger RNA of Glycine soja, 1457 nucleotides long. RefSeq names its product WAT1-related protein At3g28050-like. Gene Ontology annotation, molecular function: transmembrane transporter activity. The transcript is spliced from 6 exons. The record is from RefSeq and is a predicted model, not a curated record. Gene Ontology annotation, cellular component: plasma membrane. The coding region runs from base 178 to 1230 and encodes 350 amino acids. Lineage: Eukaryota; Viridiplantae; Streptophyta; Magnoliopsida; Fabales; Fabaceae.